AUGUUGGGAUAUAACGUAUUAGAAGUGGACCAUGUGCCAGAUCCGCUCAAAAAUCAGCCUCGCUGGAAAGUCUGUUUAACAGUGACCCUGGUCCUCAUCGCCAUCACUGCCACCGCCGUAACAGUUGGAGCCUUAACUGGCUACACGUACUGCUACAUUGAACAUCACACGAUGGGAGGACAGCACAACCGUUCAAAUAACUUCACAGUUGUUCGGCUUGCACCGCUCUACGAAAGUGAAAAAGCUAAGAGAAAUAGAACCAUAAACGGAGCGAUCUCCACCCUCUUAAUUACCAAACUCUUUGACUCGGGUUGGCCACGGACCCACGAGCAACCUUCGAAUGACGAUUCCUCAAGCGAAGAAGAAGGUUGGAUACACAUCAUACUUUGA
Messenger RNA from Spodoptera littoralis (African cotton leafworm), 390 nucleotides. NCBI's taxonomy places the organism in Eukaryota, Metazoa, Arthropoda, Insecta, Lepidoptera, Noctuidae. The record is from the annotation of a GenBank genome assembly.